UAGAUUUACUUACCCAUAUAUAAUAAACGGUCUAGAUUUAUGAAGGACCAAAAGUCUAUAAACCUGGAAAAACCAUUCCCAGAUACUACUGCUAAUUCUUGUUCUCUGUCUGCUACCCUAUGGAGUUGGAAUUGAGCUUAGGAAACGAGGAGAAGAAGACGAAGAAGAAUGAUACGAAGAUGAAGAAGAUGAACGGUCAGGAUUUCUCGAUGGAUUUACGGCUGAGAUGUGGCGAGAAAUUCCAGAAAUCCGAUGGAGAAGAUGAAGAAGACGCCGACGAUGAUCAGACGUCUGAAGAUGGAAGCGACGACGGCGGCGGAAGCUGUAGUCCUUUGGAGCUCACCCUUGUCCCUCGUGCUCCCGUCCCCCGCCGUCUUCAGUCGCUCCCGUGGUCUUCCGACAACGGGAGUUCGGAGAUCGGAUCGACGGGAAACAUGGUCGCCGCAGCCGCCGCGGCGGCGAGGGCGGUGGCGGUGGCGGAGGAGGUGUCGUCUGCAAACAGCGUCGGGUCGGGUUCGUUCCAAACGGAGCUGGCCGGGUACCGAAACCCGUACCCGUACCCGGAUCCGAGUGGGCUCCGUAAAGGGGGCGCCGGAAACGACGUCGUUGAGGGGGAGAGAGGGUUGUGGAGAGGCAGCGAUGACGAGGAGCAUGGUAACGGUCGGAAGAAACUGCGGCUGUCGAAGGAACAGUCGGCGUUUCUAGAAGAAAGCUUCAAACAGCACAAUACUCUCAAUCCCAAACAGAAGCUCGCUCUUGCCAAGCAACUCAAUCUCCGGCCACGUCAGGUCGAAGUGUGGUUCCAAAACAGGAGGGCAAGGACAAAGCUGAAGCAGACAGAAGUGGACUGCGAGUACUUAAAGAAGUGCUGCGAGACGCUAACAGAAGACAACAAACGGCUACACAAAGAGCUACAAGAAUUGAGGGCUCUCAAAACCGCCAAUCCAUUCUACGCUGCUACGCACGUGCCGCCCACCACACUCACCAUGUGCCCUUCUUGCGAGCGUGUCGCCGGCGCCGGCGCCGGAAAUCCCUCCGGCGAGCAUGCAUUACCGCCUCUAACUCUAACCCUAACCCGACCCGGCCCGACCCGAUCAUUCUACCCGUUCUUGCAAACUCCGACGACCCAUCCGAAUCAACCCGCCGCCUCCUGAUCAUAUCAUAAUUAAUUCAUUUAAUUUCAUCACGUGCAGAAAUUUAAAAUAAAUAAAUAAAUAAAUAAGAACACACCAAUUAUACUUUAUAUUGUAAAAAAAAAAAGGAUCCGAAUUGUGGUGAUCCCUUUGGAUUAGUUAAUUAUACUUGUUCUUAUGUAAAUAUAGGGGAAUAUAUUAAUAUUUAUGUAUAAAUUUUGAACUUUCUAUUUUUUAUUUUUAUUUUUAUUUUUAAUUUUUAUUAUUUGUUUUGCU
Messenger RNA from Andrographis paniculata, 1409 nucleotides. RefSeq names its product homeobox-leucine zipper protein HOX11-like. Gene Ontology annotation, molecular function: DNA-binding transcription factor activity, RNA polymerase II-specific; sequence-specific DNA binding. Bases 120 to 1154 code for a protein of 344 amino acids. The transcript has 5 exons. The record is from RefSeq and is a predicted model, not a curated record. Gene Ontology annotation, biological process: regulation of DNA-templated transcription. NCBI's taxonomy places the organism in Eukaryota, Viridiplantae, Streptophyta, Magnoliopsida, Lamiales, Acanthaceae.